Molecule: messenger RNA, 5060 nt
Organism: Ostrea edulis (European flat oyster)
Lineage: Eukaryota; Metazoa; Mollusca; Bivalvia; Ostreida; Ostreidae
Product: mushroom body large-type Kenyon cell-specific protein 1-like
Exons: 7
Coding region: 43-2007 (654 amino acids)
Biological process (GO): regulation of transcription by RNA polymerase II
Cellular component (GO): nucleus
Molecular function (GO): DNA binding
Source: RefSeq, a predicted model, not a curated record
GCUUCCCCAUUGCGUUCUACGUCACAGUAUAUACAAUGAAACAUGGUUGACUGUGGGAACUCGAGAUGCAGUCAAGAACGCCGAGCUUUUAGAAAAGAACUGCUGUCGUGGAGCAAGAAAAUACCCCUAGCAGUUGGGCUAGAAAGAAUUGCUGAGGAGUUUGGAGGAAAAGAAAACAUCAAAGAGCUGUUGUUGCCAUUUAAUUGUCUGGAGGAUGGAACGUCACAAGACUGGCAACAGGAACAAAACUGUUUCUUCUGUGAAUCUCGUCUUCAGAAUCUCUUUGAAGCCGUGUCCCAGCUUAUGAAAGAAGCAAAAGAUGGCAAAAGUUUGCAAGAUAAUCCCAGUUUUAGAUAUCUCCAGGAGUUACUACCUUACUGUCCCCAGUUCUACACAGACAGUGUGGGAAGAGAACUACUGGCAGAACUCCGAGCCACAACAACACAGUCCCUGGAAACCAUGGAGACUGAGACAACCACAGGCAGCAGCCCACAGGACUCUAUAGAACUCAAGAUACCUCACAUCGUGACCCAGCCAUGCUCUAAUGCCCCCAAGAAGAAGGAAUCAAAUAGUCUCAACUGUAAAAAAUCUUACACGGAUGAGGAACUUCUGGCAGCUGUGUCAGAGAUUCAGAGUGGAAAACUAGGAACCCGCCGAGCAUCUGUUUUGUAUGGAAUUCCAAGGUCAACGCUUCGCAACAAAAUUUUUAAGAUGGGCAUUGAUAAACAAGAAUCUGUAGCCCAGUCAGCAGAAGUGGAUGACCCAACAGAAAUGGCAGUAAAAUGGACCGACCUUAUUCCGGGAGCCAGCAUAGCAUUGUUGCCUUUCCCUCUACCUUAUGCCAUGGACUGGGGUGCCAACUUAGAACAUCACUAUGAAUCUCAAGAGAAAAAGCUGGAAUAUCUCCGUAAAAAACAUAAUUUGAGUCGUAAAAAAGAGAAAUAUUUUGUUGAGUACUCUCAUGAGCUGAGACUUCCAAUCCUGCAGACUAUCAUUAGGAAGUUGGCAGAGGACAGAAUAGAAAUGGAGCGUAAUGCUUUGAGGGUUCGUCAGCAAGAAGAUUUUCAUGAAAGGAAACUCCUGACCCCAAAAAUAUCACAAAAGAAAGUUAAUGUGGAUGUCUUUACCUCAGAAAGUUCACCAGAUAUCAUUAUACCGUCCUUUCGACCAAUGCAUAAUAAACUGGAGAGCAAGGUUGAAAAUCAUUUCCAAAGUUCACUUGACAAGAUUGAAAAUGCCGCUGUUGGAGAGACAUUAAAAGAUAUAAUUGUGAAGACAAUUUCAGAGAAAGUUAAGUUCAAGUCUCAAGCCCUGUCAGAAUUAUGCCAAGGUUUUGCCAGAAGCAUUGAAUCUGAUGAUAUAUCUCAGUCCAGUUCACCUUCACCUGCGAAGAAAAUGCGCCAUGAAGAUGGUGACAAAAAGAAAUCCCUUGACAAUCCUACCAAGAAAACACGUCCAAAACGUGGUCAAUACAGAAAGUACAACAGCCAAUUGUUGAUGGAAGCUGUAAAAGCAGUUCAGAGAGGCGAGAUGAGUGUCCAUCGCGCAGGGAGUUAUUAUGGAGUUCCCCACUCCACCCUCGAGUACAAAGUCAAAGAGAGGCAUCUUCUAAGACAGAAGAAAAUCAAAGAGCAGAGAGAACAACGGGAGGCUGAACAAGGAUCAACCUCCACAACCACGAAGAAGUUAGCAGAACAUGGGAAAACAAGCUCAGAGAAGAAAGAAACCAGUUCUAAAAAGCAGGAAUCCAAGGAAGAAAAGGUGGUAAAUAAAAAAACAAGUCUGGGGGGAUCAGGAUGGAUUGCCCCAUUUCUUCCAGGAGGAUCUGGACUGGCUAAUCUAGGAGGUCUGUACAACACGUCUGGAUUCGCACUAAACACUCCAGCAUCAGAAUUGUUGCGAAAACUUCAACAUAAAGUGCAAAGUAAAGGAGGGAGUGAUCAGGAGAAUUUUGAGCAGCUUGUAAAACCACCAGCUAUCUCCGAUAGAUUUCUUUAUCUUCAUUGACAGUAAAAUACAUCGAUAUUGAAAAAAGAUUCUGUUUUCAUAGAGGAUGGAGAAAAUUAAUUUGAACGGGAAAAAAUGAAGAAUACUUUAAAAAAAAAAAAAAAGAAUGUAUUGUUAGACCCCAGAAAUUGUCAUUUGGAAGCUACUUCUAGUUGUGAUGCUUUUUGCACCAAUUUAGAUUUAGAUAAAUACAUGCAUCAGUACAUGUACAAUGUUUAUCGUGCAAACAGAAUUUUGAGCCAAUUUUGACAUAUAAUGUAAAGAUAUAGAGCAAUAUAAAUUUCCUUUAUAAAUUCGAAACCAGUUAUUGCACACUUAACAAUUCUCAUUUCCAAAUAUUUUUCAUGUGCACUGAACAGAACAAUGUUUAUAGCAUGAAAGAACAUUACUAAGAAAGAUACUUAUUUCCUAUAGCACAUGAAAAAUAUAAUUAUCAUGUGACCAUUUAGGCUUUCCUAUUUCUAGUGAUGCUGUACCAGAUUGCUCAGGACACACAUUAUUAUUAGUUGCUGAAAAUGAAAGUAGAAUUUAUGUUAGAAGUGCGGAAUACCAUGUGGCUAUAUUUUUAUGGGGUUAUCACCUUGUGCAGUGUAAACUGCAGAUUAAGUUAUACAGAUUGUAUAUUGUGAUGGUGCUUUUUUGCUGCAGAUGAUUAUAUAUUGCAGUUUCUAGUCUGAUGUUUUUGUAUGUUGUCAAUUUUAAUGGAGUAUCGCGUAAUAUCUAUUGGAUAUGUGUUCCUGAUAUCGUUUACUUUCAUAAGUGACAGACCUUUCAUAUUUUGUGCAGUUAUUGCUCAAUGUUGAUUCACUUAAAAUGUGGCUUUAAUUUCUGUCUGUAGUGGCAAUGAGACUGAUUGGUAUGAUAUCAGUCCCAGUAAGCUGCCCUUCUACCUCAGGAGCUUCAUCGGGUUAACCUUUUGGAUUUCUUUGUCUUCUUCUGUACAAUAUUGCUGAAGAUUUAAUGGGAUGUAGGGUAUGAUGAUCAUAGCCAUGCAGAGCUUUUAAUAUUGACAAAGUGCAUUGUUACACCUGCUUCCGUGUUCCUGAUAAUAACAAAAAAAAUUUCAUGACUGGUUUGAUAAUGGCAUUUCUGUAGGUAAAUAUUCUUCUGGGAAAGAAAAAAGAAAAUUAGGAGGAUUCAAAUUGAGUGCCUUUGAAUUUUGAUAACGCAUAAAUUCGUAUGAAAAAUCCACCCCUGGUACAUGGAUGUUAGAUUUGUCAUUUUCAGUCACUAAUGAAAGGAAUAUCAUAAAAGAAUUUUUGAUAGGUUUUGUUUUUCUUGCAAGGCUCAUAGUAAUUGCAUAUGUAAAAACGAAAUUUAAUGAAAAUUGUUUGAAAUUGUGAACUGUUCAUAUUUUCACAAGUGUAUGUUUUCUGUGAGGGAAGUUUUACUAGUUGUGUGUUUUAAUUAUUUGAUUAGUUGUACUAAGAGAGGAAAAUCCUCUUUAAGACUCAUUUUAGUAGCAUGUAUAACAAAUAGUGCUAAAUUCUUAACAUAUUGAUUUAUUUCAAAUCGUGAUGGUACGUUAUUUAUAUGGAUUUUUUUGAGGACUGAGAUUGAUACUGAGAAUCCCUUUAAUGACAAAGAUUGAUACACCAAAGUGGUUAUCCGGGAAUGAAUGAUCCAGUGUGCAAACACUUCAUUGUGGAAAAUUCUGCCAUCUGCAAAUGAAAUGGAUGAGAUAAAAAUGACAACGCUAGGUAGAGAUUGAAUUGACACCCCCCCCCCCCCCCCCCCCCCCUACAACUGUUUUACAAAUAAGAAAGAUGUAAAGGGGGAUAAGAAACAUCAAAUUUUAUUUUUUCCAAAGAAUGUAACUAGUCAGAUUUUAUGAUUAUUUAUAUUUACAAUAGUGCAAUAUUUUUUUUUUUGUUACUGUCAUAUGUUUGACUGAUUUCUAUUUAAUUUGUUUUUAUUUUUUUACCUAAUUUUUCCUCCUAAUGUUAUUUUAUUAUUAUUUAUUAUGUAUUGAAUCAUUUGUCUGUUCGGAUAUGCUUCAUGUGGUAUACAUAAGGUGGAAGGAUAAAAAUGUACCUGCUUAAUAUUUCAGUACAAAAUGUGUUCAAAUCGACAGUCUUGCUACAGAUAUAUCAGAUUUAUAUGUGAAUCCAAUAGUUUGCUCAGUCAGAUUGUUCGUGUUCAUCCAAAAUAACUACUUUUCGUAUGAUUAUUGAGUUAUAACUACUUUUCAUGUGAUUAUUGAGUUAUAACUACUUUUCAUGUGAUUAUUGAGUUAUUGCAUUAUUGUGCAAUGGUUCAGUGUGAUUACAUAAAAUUGAAUGUUUUGUAAAGAGUUUAAGUGUCUGUAAUUAUAUUUCCGAAUUUUAUCAAAUCAUUAAGGCUGUGAUGCUGAUUGAUUAGACCCUCUCUGAUUCAUGUAAGAUGUUUGAUCUGAGUGACACGUUGGAUUCAGGAGCAGAUACAAGCUCUAAUUUGAUGAAGGAGAAUAAGGACUGAUACCUUGGUCAAAUAUCCAUUUCCCCAUAUUGGGGGAAUUACCGUUCUGUUUCUUCAGCUAAAAACUAUAUGAACAAGAAUGACUGUUUAUUCUUAAUGCAAGGCUAUUUUACGCCUAUGUAUACUUUUUGAUAUUUUUGUGAGUGGUGUAGAUUUAUUGAACAGGCACGUAGCAAUUUCAGACAAUUGUGAAGUAAACAUCUCUGACCCCCUCCCACCCCUUUAGCUUUGAAAAUAUUAUGCUACAUGCCUGUUGAACAUUUGUGAAUAUGAGGGGGGAAAUUUACUAUGAUUUGCCUUUAAUGUAAACUUGCUUUCUGAUACUUUUUAAGUGUUGAUAAAGAAUUUCUACUGUAUUUUAGCUUAAUUGAGUAUAUAUUUAACCCUUAUUCAAUGCUAAACUUUUUUAGAUAGAAAACAAUCGUGUCAUGUUCAAUCCCCCUGUGGAACUCCCUCUGUAUUUUUGAUGGACUUUGCUAAGUUUUCUUUACAUGUGCCUUUAUUGUUUUCAUAUACAUGUCUCGUACAUUCCGUAUUUUUGUUUGUCAAAAUAUUUAAUGAAAGUUUAUGUCUUCAAUAAAAUUAAGAAUUGUUAA